AUGCCUCCAAAGAAGGAAGACAUGGAAAAAGAACUCCAAGAGUUGCAGAAGAGAAUGAGGAAUGGAUGGAAAGCCAUGAUGGUCGAGGACAUCAAGAAGUUGAGGGGAAAAGAGAAGGGCAAAGGAGAUGAGUCAACAGACUCUGGAGAUGAAGAAGCAGAGGGGGAAGAAGAAAGACAGAGUAUCCAUGAGAUACCUACAAAUCAAAAGAUGUUCAUAGAUGUUGUGAAGGCGGCACAAACAGAACCUAAGGGGUCAACUUUGGUGUGGUGGAACUACACCCAAGGUGAAAGGGUGAAGAUGAGAAAGAAUAUGAUCAGUUCAUGGAGUAGAAUGGUGUCCCUAAUUAAGGCAAAAUUCAUGCCUACUGACUAUGAAACCCAAAUCAUCAAGAGGUUCGACAACUUGAAGCAAAAAGACUUGGAUGUGGAAUCCUACACAGAAGAGUUCCACAAGUUGAUUUUCAAGGCCAAUCAUCAUGAAGAUGAGAAGGAGAAGGUUGCUAGAUACCUAAAUGGACUCAAGUUCAGCAUACAAGAUGAGAUGAGCAUGGUGAUCCCAAGAACAGUGGAUGAGUGCUUCCAAAUGGCCUUAAGGGCUGAGGAAAAAUUGAGAAGAAGGGGAGACCAGAAUUAUAGAGGCAAAGGUGGAAGGAAUAACAGAGGUAGAAGGAACUUUGGGGGAAGGAAUCAGUUCCAAAAGUCUAAUGGAGAGACUAGUUACUAA
Cryptomeria japonica (Japanese cedar) is the source of this 726-nucleotide messenger RNA. RefSeq lists its product as uncharacterized. The record is from RefSeq and is a predicted model, not a curated record. Bases 1 to 726 code for a protein of 241 amino acids. The transcript has 2 exons. NCBI's taxonomy places the organism in Eukaryota, Viridiplantae, Streptophyta, Pinopsida, Cupressales, Cupressaceae.